GUUUUCAAACAAGACGGGAAAGAGCAAGGAAGAUUUGAGAGCGUGGAAAAACUGGGUGCCGCGGGUACUGAAGUUGUUACGGGCUGAGGGCGUUUGGCGUUGAGCAUCUGAGAAGGGCUAAUGCACGAGGAACGGUAAAAUGCUGUGACUGAACGCGAGGUUCCUCCCCGGCCUGGGCCCGUGUGUGCACCCUCGCUCCCACAGACACCCCGGAGCCGUAGGGAAACGGGUGAGCAGGCCCACGAGCGGACUUUGGGCACAGCGGUGCGCAGAGAGCGCUGCGGGCUCAGCCGGUGGGGUGGAGUCAGAGCAUGGCGAGCCAGGCUGUCGGAAUCCAUCCGGUUCCGCUCCCUGCCCCUCUGUCCAGCGCUCCAUCCUUCUCUUUCUUUCCCCGUGGCUCUGUCCAGUGCCCCAUCCCUUUGUUUAGCUACUCGUUCCUCUGCCCAGCUCCCCCAUCCCUCUUGUACUCUUUCCAUCUCUGUGACAAUAUCUGCGUCCAUCUAACUGGCUCUCUAUCGCUCUAUCCAGCUCUUCAUCGUCCUCUUCCUCUUCCUAUCCCAGUACCUGCCCGCUGUCCUUCCGUGCGGCUCCCCAUCCGUCUGCCGCUCUCGUCUGCCUUUCUGCCUGUACUUCUCUUUGCCUUCCCAGCCCUCUGUCCACCCCUCCAGCCAUCUCUCUCUAUUUCCAUCCCUCUGCUCAGCUCCUCAUCCAUCUAUUUGCCUCCCUAUCCCUCUUUUCCCCUGUUUUGUCCCAUCUCUCUGUCUGAAUUGCCCUCCCUCUUUUUCUCUCUCCACCUUUCUGGCCAGCUCUUCGUCGUUCUCGUCCUCUUCCCAUCGCUCCUACUGGCUCCCUGUCCCUCUCUUCCCGUCCCCGUUCCUCUCUCCGGUUCUCCCCCCUUCUCUGUUGCUCCCUUGCCGUUCCUCUGGCCGCCUCGCCUUCCCCAUUUUUCUCUCUUCUGCUCCCCGGUCCUCUGUGCAGCCCUCCCUCCAUCUGUGUGGCCCUCUGUCCCUCUCUUUCUCUUCCUUUGUCCAGUGCCCAGACCCUGGGGCCGGCUCUCUGUCCCUCUCUUUCUUUCUCCCUCCAUCCAUCUGCCAAGCUCUCUGCCCCUCUUUUCUUUUGUUCUCCCCCCUGUCCCCGCGUCCAGGUGGAGGUCUGUCGUUCCUUUGCGUUUUGUCUGGUGCGGCGGGUGGCGAGAGGUGGUCGGCACUCGGCAGAGAUGGUGAUCGGCAGCGCCCGGAGGGUGCCGUCGGUCGGUCUGGUUCGGGUCACGUCGGACACCUCCGCGGGGACUCUGCCCGCGGAGGCGCGGGGCUGUGGCUGUGCAGCGGGGGAGCGCUAGCGGGCUAGAGAUGCCGUGGGGUACGCGGCAGGCAGCGAAGAGGCUCCUGGGGAAGGUGUCACGGAGGCAGAGAGCAGCAGAGGCUCCGAGACCUUGGGCGUUAGGACAGGCGCUCGCGGUAGGGCGGUCUGGAGCUGCUGCUGCUGUCUGUCCUACUCGUCAGCGCGGUCUGCAGUUACUGCCUCUUGUCUGCCUGCGCGCAGCCAGGGCUGUCACGUGGUGCAGCUUGAGUUGCGAUUGCGAUGCUGGCAUUGAGCCCACUUUUCUGUCAGGUCUGCCUUUAUGCAAAGUGGUGUCUUCCCUAUGUCUACAGCUCAACCCAUGUUGUUGAUUUAGUGCUUCCUGAGGGGAUAUGCUGUGCUGUCAACACGCACACCCACCCCACCCCUGCCAUCGCUUCCUGAUGAAUGCAAACAUUUACAUAGCUUCUGGCUUGUUUCUUUCCUUGGAACUCCUUUCUCUUUGCUGUUCUGGUCCCUCCAAACAAUUUCUGUUUCUAGCAUUAUUAGUGUUGGGCCCUAAACCUUCUAGACCUUCCUUCUUUGAAGUCCAGAGGUUCCAGUAUUGUUUGUACUUUGAGAGUAAAGGUCCUUCACAACUCAUGUCUUAAGUAUGCAACUGUCUUACCUGGGAUUUUCGUUUUCGCAAGUUACUGUUUCUUUCAGGAGCCAGCUACAACAGUAACUUUGCUAUAGCAGAGAAAUGGGGUUACAUGUGUAUGAGCAACAGCACCGUAGUACACAGCAAAGCCAUAAUCUACAGUACUGGUAGCACAAGUCAGUUUCCCAUCAGCUCCAUCUCUCCAGGGUUUGGAGGUUUUGGAGGCCUUACUUUUUAUCCUGCCUUGGCUGGACGGUGCUUUCUGAGAGUGUCCAUCAGAGGCAGAGUUUCCCUGCAGAGGACCAUCUAGCAAAGGCUGGAGGCGGCCAGGUGCCUGAGCGAGCCUGCCUGUCCGUGAGAGCUGCUGUGACAUCUUUGUGAUGAAAUGGAGCCAGAGAGGGUGACUGAAGCAGCACGGAGGGUCAGUCAUAACUGUGGGAACAAUUACGGGCCUUGGACUAGGGAGUAGUUCUAGGAGGGCUGUGCAGUUGCCCGGCCUCUAACUAACUGCUCUGGCCUCUUUGCAGGUGCCGAAGCCCAGUCGGGCAGUCGAAGGAGCCUUGUCACAGCUGGGAGCUCUGCGGAGAUGCGCGGCUGGCCGUGGAGAGUGAGCUCUGACUUGCAGCGUGGACACAGCUAAGUCCUGGGCUGCAUCAUAUGUGAGCAGUGCUGGGAGGUGCGAGGUGAUUGUUCCCUAGGUGGUCACUGGUGUCACUGGCUGUGGAUGUUUGCCCAUGGAGCUGAGAGGACCAAAAAUAUUAAUUGUCUGACCCGGAGAUGAAUUAGUGCUUGCAGUGCUUCAGGAAAAAGCAGAGGAGUAGGCUGUCAGCUACUCGGACACCUGCCACAUCAAGGGCAGCAGCAGGAGAUGACCCUUCCCUGAUGGAUGGAUGGACGCUGGUGUAGUGAUGACUCUUCAGGCAUCACAGGUAAGGGGAAGCAUGCUGACACUGAGCUCCAUGGCAGACUUGCUUCCAGCUAUUGUUUCUGCGCAGUAAAACAAUAAACAGUUGCUUUAUUCUUUGCA
Dromaius novaehollandiae (emu) is the source of this 2966-nucleotide messenger RNA. RefSeq names its product proline-rich protein 36-like. The record is from RefSeq and is a predicted model, not a curated record. The coding region runs from base 312 to 1223 and encodes 303 amino acids. The transcript has 2 exons. Lineage: Eukaryota; Metazoa; Chordata; Aves; Casuariiformes; Dromaiidae.